AUGUGGCUGAGGAGAUAUUAUGUUUCAGUGAAGGAAUCUACUCUGUUGCUCCUGCAGAGAGAAACAAUCCAAUAAGUUUUUUCAAAACACCUAAACUGGAGGCCAUGGCCUUCCCUGUGCAGUUUCCUACAGGCCAAAACACACUGGAUGAAAGAAGGCUGAUCAAAGUAUCCCCCAGUGGGUAUUUCAAAUCAAGACUUUUCUGCAUUGAUGAUCGUUUUGCCAGAGACACAAACUAUUUGUUCUUUGCACAGUUUGUGACUGAAAUACAUUUGGCUACUUCCAGCAUGACAAUACAGUUAAGGAAGGCAAAGCCUUUGACCAGAGAUGGGAGAAAAAUAACCUCAGGCAUGUUACAAGAUAAACAUGAGGUGGAGAAACUGGUGAGAAAUAAAGAUGCAGUGAGAUUCAUGCAGCCUCUGAGAGGAACCCCAGCCUAUUGGGAGAAAACCACUAGAGAUCUUUUUGCCAUGAUCAGACAGUUGGGAACUCCCACGUUCUUUUGCACAUUCUCAGCUGCUGAAAUGCGCUGGCCCGAAGUGAUUGAGGCAAUAACAAGGCAGCAAGGUGAACAAGUCAAUUUUGAAGGACUCGACUGGUCAGCAAAGUGUGACAUCCUGAGGAGCAAUCCUGUCACAACAAUGCGCAUGUUUGACAAGAGAGUUGAAGCAUUAUUCAGAGAUUUACUCUUAUCUCCUGCAGAGCCACUUGGCAAAGUCAUUGACUACUUUUACAGAGUCGAGUUUCAGCACAGAGGAAGCCCACACAUACACUGCCUCCUGUGGGUAGAAGGUGCUCCUGUGUUUGAGGAGGAUGAUGAUCAAACUGUUGUUGAUUUUAUAAACAAAUACAUCACAGCUCAGCUGCCUGAUCCACAUAAACAACCUGAACUGUACAAGAAAGUAACAGAAGUGCAAAAACACAGUAAGAACCACACGAAGACGUGCUUUAGGAGUUUAAGCUCCGGGUGCCGUUUUGGUUUUCCUAAACCACCCUGCAAUGAGACAAUGAUCACAAGACCCAGUGAGGAUGAUGAACUGGAGGUAGAAACAGCAAAAAACAAGCUCAGGCCACUGAACCAGCUGCUGAAUGAGCCUGAAACUGCUUCCAUGAGUUUAGAGCAGCUCUUGGCAAGAUGCAAGUUGACACAUGCAGAAUAUGAGCGAUACCUGAAUAAAAUGAACACAAGGAGUACGAUCAUACUAAAGCGUGAUCCAAAAGACUCUUGGAUAAACGGCUAUAAUCCACAUCUGCUUGAAGCCUGGAACAGUAAUAUCGACAUAAGCUUUGUUUUAGAUGCUUUCGGUGCAGCAAAUUAUUUAAUGAAAUAUAUAUCAAAAAAAGAGGGCGGGCUAUCUGAGUACCUGAAAACUGUCAUUGAGAACUCCCAUAAGGACAGUGUAAAUGAGUGCGAUGAAAUGAGAGCUGUCAUGCAGGCAUAUUCAAAGAAGCGAGAGAUCAGUGCACAGGAGUGUGUUGCUCGUGCAUGUGGUCUUCACAUGAAGCAAUGUUCACGGGCUGUAAUAUUCAUACCAACUGAUGAUAAUCCAGUGAAAAUGAGUCGUCCCCUGUCAGUUCUGGACAACACAACACCUGAGUCUUCCAAUGUUUGGAUGACAUCUUUGAAUGACAAAUACAAAGCCAGACCUGAAACACCAGAGUAUGAGGAGAUGUGCAUGGCAGACUUUGCUGCUACUUGCAGGAUUGUCUAUGGCCAACAGACAAAAGGUAAAGAUGUUUUGCCCCUUCUCAAUGAGAUGGGAUUUGUGCAAAGGCGCAAAAACAAUAAGCCUGCUAUCAUCAGAUUUCACCGCUGCUCACAAGAAAAACAUCCAGAGCAAUAUUUCGGAAGACUGCUUAAACUGUACCUUCCUCAUCGUUCAGACCAUGAACUGAAAACACCAUCUUUGCCAACCUAUCAGGCUUUCUAUGGUGCUGGCUGUGUACAGCUACCAGGUACUGACCGUCUUGAGUACGUGCAACACACUGUCAAAAGAAACAGAGAAAAAUAUGAGAAAAACAGUGAGGAGAUCGAGAGCGCUGUUGAGGAAUAUGAGCAGAACAGAGGUGUGACUGAUGAAUGGUGUAAUCUGGCACCUGAAUCAGAUCUUGUAAGGUUGCCACUUGUUGAACAAGAAAGAGAGCGAGACAAUGAAAAUGAACAGGAAGAUGUGCCCGACUACAGCCGUCAGGCUGAUGCUUCAACAGAAGUCAGAGCCAUCAGGGAACCCCCUGCUAUUGAUCCCACUUUGUUACGUCAGAUGUUUCAGAAUCUAAAUAAGAAGCAAGCCUGCAUAUUUUAUGCAGUUAGAGACUGGUGCAUUAAAAAAGUCUGUGCUCUAAAUCCGGAGCAGUUUUUCUUUUAUAUUAAUGGUGGUGCUGGAACAGGAAAAUCACAUCUUAUCAAAUGCAUCUACUCAGAAGCAUCUAAGAUACUGAGCAAAGUGCCCAGAUAUGCAGACGACGUUGACAUAUCAAAACCCACUGUCCUGUUAACUGCUUUCACUGGGACUGCAGCAUUUAACAUUUCUGGAACAACACUGCAUUCUCUUCUCAAACUCCCUAGAAGCUUAAAACCUCCCAUUCAGGGACUUGGCAAUCAGCUGGAUGAAGUCAGAUCAGAACUUUUGAAUGCUGAAAUAAUCGUCAUUGACGAAGUGUCUAUGGUGUCAAGACAUCUCUUUGCAUAUGUAGAUGCAAGACUUAAACAGAUCAAAGGGACUCGGAGACCCUUUGGAGGCAUGUCAGUCAUUGCUGUUGGAGACUUCUAUCAGCUACCCCCAGUGCGACAGUCGAAACCUCUCUGUGUGCACGACCCGUCCGAGAUCGACCUGUGGCGGGAGCAUUUUCAGAUGAUCACUCUGACUGAGAUUAUGCGUCAGAAAGAUGAUGUUGUCUUUGCUGAGAUGCUGAACAGAAUCCGUGUGAAAGGAAAGUUGGAUGUGCUUUGCGAAGCAGAUAGAAAUUUGUUGUCACAGGCCAUAACUGAACCAGCCCGUUGUCCGACUGAUGCGUUGCACAUUUUUGCAACUAACAAAGAAGUGGAUGCACACAACUCUGCAACACUGGGUCUGCUCCAUACUCAUAUCAUUGACAUCCAUGCAGAUGAUUAUAGAAAGGAUCCUAGAACUGGCAGAAUGGCACUUCAAGACAGACCAUUCAAAGGAGGUAAAAACGAGUUACCAGACACACUGAAAGUUGCAGAAGGAGCUCGUGUCAUGCUCACCAGAAACAUUGACAUACAAAAUGGUUUGGUUAAUGGAGCUUUUGGAAAACUACUUAGAGUAGUUUACUCUGAAAACGACCAACACAUCAUCAAGCUUGGACUUAAAAUGGAUAAUGAGACAUCUGGAAAGAAUAACCGCACACCAGCAGACGACAUGGUGUACAUUGAGAGAGCAGAGGAGAAUCUAAAGCAGAAAGGAGUGGUACGAAGACAGUUCCCAGUGAAGCUGGCCUUUGCAUGUACAAUACAUAAGGUACAGGGUAUGACAACCACAUCAGCUGUUGUCUCUCUUAAGAGCAUUUUUGAGCCCGGCAUGGCCUACGUAGCUGUCAGUAGAGUGACGUCUCUCAGUGGACUGUAUCUUCUUGAUAUGGAGGAGAAAAAAAUAUUCACCAAUCCAGAAAUCACUGCAGCGCUUGAGAACAUGAGACAAGCCAACCUUGAUGACAUGAUGCCUCUUCUACAUGUGAGACAAACACUGAGCAGGUCAGAGGUUUUCACCAUUGUUCAUCAUAAUACAGAGGGACUGCCAGCUCACAUUAAUGACAUCAAGAGUCACCAUGAAUUGUGUCUAGCAGAUGUUUUGUGCCUAACAGAAACACACCUGCGGGGCUCUUUUGUCGCAGAGAGUCUCCACUUGGAAAAUUACAAUUUGUUCAAACGCAACAGACACCUGUCCUACACAAACUUUCCCCAGAUGGCAAACAGAAGUGGUGGUGGAGUUGCUGUUUAUGUGAAGAGUGACAUUCAAGUGCAUGAAAAACAGUACAUCCAUAAUGUAACUGACCUUGAAUUUCUGGCUUUAAAGGUUGAAGCACCAGUCAGUGCUCUGAUUGCAGUUGUGUACAGACCUCCAGACUACACUCUGAGGCCAUUCCUGAAAAACCUGUGUGAAGCACAUAGCAGCCAGAAACUGUAAUGCCACAGAUCAGAGAGGCUUCAUCAUCACCAUCUUCAUCGCCGUACGAUCAGAGCAUGAGACUUCACAUCUGGAGCACAGGAGAGAUUCUGUGAUAAGUCCUCCUUCUAGCUUGUCCCACUAGCAGUCGGUGAGAUUUACUCACAACAAAAAGGGUUAAUGACAUUAUUUUCAUGAAAACAUGUAUUAAUUCUUUGUAAAGUGUUUAAAUUGUGUUUUCACUUGACCUUAGGAGUGUUAUUUUGAGUGUAUUUUAAUAUCUGUACUCAGGUGUUUCCCUCUGUGAUCCAUCCCCUUCAGAGCUAAGACACUCAGGACUGAACAGACUGCACAGUUUCUGUGACUGAGCCUCCAAAACAUCUUCUUUGAAACCACACAUGAUAGAAGGGCUUUAUAUUUGCAGCAGCACUACUAAAGUCGGCAGGACUGUUGCUGCAGGAAAACAUCCCUGCAGAUCACCAUCAUUGUCAGACUGACUGUGCCUCCUCUGUGCAGUGUCAAGAUCCUCCCUAAAUGAGUGUUCCUCAGCUAUCCUGCUUCUGUGCUGCUUGCCACACAUCAAACACUGGCCGGAUGACAGGGAGGAUCCACUCUGAAGUCACUGGACAUGAUGAGGAUCAUAUGGGACUUUAUAGUUUCACAGAAAUGUUGUGCUCUUUGAUUACAGGUUUUAAAUGGACAUAAUGACUGCCUCUCUCUGAUCUGACAGGCUAAAGGAUUGUUUUCAUUGUUAGUGCUCUGUACAGUGUAUGCUUAUUUAAUAUUUCAUCACAGAGCAAACCUUUAUUUAUUUAACAUAUUUUUAUUUUGUUUUAAUGUUGAAUUAACUGUGGGGAUUUUUUUAAGUGGGCACUCGGGAUGUCAUAUGACCAGAAAUGUGGUAACUGUAAUUCAACAGUAUGUAAAGAAAGAAUCUGCUAAGAACAAAACACACACAAAAAACCCCAAGAGAACUCAAAUUCGUUCCAUGUAAUCCAAUCUAAAACAUUUUAAACUGCUGAACAGCAACACAAACAGUGUUAAAGAAACAGUGUUAACAGAAUAAUUAUGAUGAGUUUGUACCAAAGUUUCAGGUCACAUGGCACACCUAGUGUGUAGUGUGGGGUAUCAGCUGGUAAGUAUAGGUUUUUUCAUAUUUGUGUCCUUAGAGUUCAGAUAGAUUAAGCCUUGUGUAUAAUAAUUAGUCAUAACCACAACUCAAAGUCAGGGAUGAACUAAAUUUGGGACUUUGUGCCUGAGCCCAGGUUAAAACACAGUGUUAAAAAGCAUUUAGUGGCAUGGCUGAACAAUGCUGUAAACUAAUGAUACGUAUUUAUCCAUGUUCACAAAAAGGACUAAUGUGUUCAUUUGAUUAUUUGUAUGUGUUAAACUGUGUCACCACCUUAGGCUUUCGUUUGAGUUCACUCAAAAAUCUCUAUACAGUUCUAUUUUACCACUGUGUGGACACUGUUUACAAUAAAACAUAAAAAAGAAUGAGUAAUAAAAAGAUGUGUAGACAGAUCAGUAGAUUCAGUAGACCAAUAUUAACAGCUGUUCAGCCAUGUUCUACGAAACCAACACAAUUUAAAGGUUCAGGAUUGUGGUUUUAAAAGUUGAAUUUUCAUGUAUUUCAUAUGUUGCUUAUUAUUUUUAUUUGGUUAUUUAAUUUAGUUAUUUUUAUUUAUUCUCCUGUGAAGUGUUUAACAAAAAAAGCUACUUUAAUUUCAAUUUUAUUUGUUUAUUAUUUGGUAAUUUGUUCUUUAAGAAUCGAGUCUGUGCCAAAAACUAAAGUUGAACAGACACAUGACAGGAUCAGAUUAUUAACACCUUAAAACAUUGCAAACGUCUCUUUUUAAAAUGAUUUUUAUUCUAUUUCGAAAAAAAAAAAUGUUGAAUUAAUUUAAGUCCUUUUCAGAAAGAAGCUGUACAAUAUGACUUAAGAUUUUUAUGUUAUUUUCUAUGAUAUACAAAACAAAUGGAUGUAUGUAAUACCAUUAAACAUGAUAUACACAUGUGUAUAUGUCUGAAAAACAUUAUGCUGUAUAUUAAAGCUUGUAUUUUCUCCAG
Molecule: messenger RNA, 6191 nt
Organism: Oreochromis niloticus (Nile tilapia)
Lineage: Eukaryota; Metazoa; Chordata; Actinopteri; Cichliformes; Cichlidae
Exons: 4
Coding region: 105-4145 (1346 amino acids)
Biological process (GO): DNA repair; telomere maintenance
Molecular function (GO): DNA helicase activity
Source: RefSeq, a predicted model, not a curated record